Messenger RNA from Schistocerca piceifrons (Central American locust), 798 nucleotides. RefSeq names its product MFS-type transporter clz9-like. NCBI's taxonomy places the organism in Eukaryota, Metazoa, Arthropoda, Insecta, Orthoptera, Acrididae. The coding region runs from base 1 to 798 and encodes 265 amino acids. Gene Ontology annotation, cellular component: nucleus. The record is from RefSeq and is a predicted model, not a curated record. The transcript has 2 exons. Gene Ontology annotation, molecular function: DNA binding.
AUGAGGCUAUCAAAUGAACAUCUACGAAUUUUCACAGUAGAGGAGGAAGAAACACUCGCUGUAGAUAUUACUACUGCAGGCAAUAUCCAUUAUGGCUUAACCUCCAAAACUGCAAGGAUUGUGGCUUAUGAAUAUGCUACGAGGAAUGGAAAAUCUGUACCACAGAACUGGGAAAGAGAGAAAAUGGCAGGACUGGAAUGGCUCAGGGCAUUUAUGAAACGAAACAGACUUUCAUUACGAACACCAGAACAGACAACACUUGUGACAAUGGUUGCAAUAAUCAGUGCUUCUGGAACAGCUGUACCAACAUUCCUUGUGUUUCCUAGGGUGCAUUUUAAAGAUCACAUGCUGCAUAAUGCCCUACCAGGCUCUGGGGAUGGAGCCACUGCCUCAGGUUGGAUGAACAGUGAACUAUUUUUACCAGUCCUGCAGCACUUUGUAAAACAUGAAAGGACUACAAAGGAACAUCCUAAGCUUAUGAUUCUUGACAAUCAUGAAAGCCACACAAGCAUAGCAGGAAUAUCAUAUGCAAAAGAAAAUGCAGUUAUUUUGCUUGCUUUGCCUCCUCACACAAGCCAUACGCUCCAGCCUCUGGAUGUGGGAGUUCUUGCACCUUUCAAGAAGUUCUGUAAUACAGAAUGUUGUGAUCUUAUGGCAGAUAGAGGAAGAUCUAUCACAAUCUAUGAUGUUGCUGGACUGGUUGGCAGAGUUUUUCCCCUUGCAUUCACCAGCCGAAACAUAUGCAGUGGUUUUUGGGCAUGUGGUAUUGAACCACUAAACAGUGGUUUAUUUAACUAA